UUUUAAAAAUAUCUAAAAGCACACAUUUUUAUACAACCAGAUAAAUUUAAAAUGCUUAAUGGGUUACGAAAUAUUGCAAAUGUUUCUGCGUGGCGCAGUUUUGAUCAUGAUGCUUAUCGCGUACUUUCUUAAUUCUGAAAGCCUAAACUUAUUAGCGAUCAGUCAGUUUGUAAAAACGGGCGUAUAUGGAAGCUACGCGAUUAUCACUUUAGGUCUACUGUGCGAGGCAGGCUUUCGUAUUCACUCCGACGUAUGCGUCGAGGCAUCAUUUCUGUUAGGGGGAGUCUUAUUUAACACCUUAUGUGCAGCGAUAGCUUUCAUUGAUUUCGAAAAAUUUUCGAUUGGGGAGAAAUUAGAUAUGGCUCUAUUAUCGAUACUAUCAAGUAUCGUGUUUAUAAUAGAUUUUCUAUUCUUAUUGUUUACAUAACAAGUAAAUCGCGAUACGAAAGAAAUGUUUUUAUUUUUAGUUUGGGGCGGAUUACGAUCUAACGGAAAUGGACAAGUGUAUUGAAAUAAUUAAAGGCAACAGGUCUGUGAAAUAAAUAGAGGAUCAAGUUGCCGAUUCCUAGCAUAUUUUGAAACAAAUAAUUAAAAUGUAUCAUAUAAUCAAAGCAUUUGAAGACAUUUUGGAGGAAGAUGUUAUUGAUAUCAAAGAGCUGCAGAAGUUGGCAUUUAAUGGUGUGCCAGAUGAUAAAGGUUUGCGUUCAUUAGUUUGGCGAAUAUUGCUUCAUUAUGUACCAAAAGAGAAGUCUGCAAGAGAAUCUACUCUUUUAAAAAAGCGACAAUUGUACAAGCAAUUUAUAGAUGAGAUUAUAGUGUCUCCCGGUGGUCCGGCCGACCAUCCUCUCAACAUCAGCCCGGAUAGCUCCUGGAGUACUUAUUUCAAAGACAAUGAAGUACUACUGCAAAUUGAUAAGGAUGUCAGGAGAUUAUGUCCUGAUAUCUCUUUCUUUCAAUCGGCAACCGAAUUUCCGUGUCUUGAGAUUGUAAACAGCAAUGGAGUAAAAAGAUUGCACAAAAGAGUGGAACAAUCUGUUUUAAAAUAUUCUACAUUAGAGCGACGUGGUCUUGGUGUUGCAAAGCUUAGCAAUGAGAUACGUCGCUCAGAAAGCAUUACGACCGGUGAUUAUGCUCCUUUAAACGAAGGCUGCGAGGCGCAUUGGGAGGUUGUAGAGAGAAUGUUGUUCUUAUACGCCAAGCUGAACCCCGGACAAGGUUACGUUCAAGGAAUGAAUGAAAUCAUUGGCCCUAUAUAUCAUACUUUUGCUAUUGAUGCAAACAAGGAGUACAGAGAACAUGCUGAGGCGGAUUGUUUCUUCUGUUUUACUAAUCUCAUGGCGGAAAUUCGCGAUUUCUUCAUACGUACAUUGGAUGAAGCGGAGAGUGGUAUUAAUUAUAUGAUGAGCAAACUGAGUGAAUGUGUCAAGAUGAAUGACCGGAUCGUCUGGGAUCGUAUGGAGAGACAGGAAUUACGUCCGCAGUACUACAGCUUCAGAUGGCUGACUUUGUUAUUGUCGCAAGAAUUUUCUUUGCCGGACGUUGAAAGAAUUUGGGACUCCUUAUUCGCAGACCCACAUAGAUUUAAUUUUCUCAUUUACAUUUGCUGUGCCAUGAUAUUAUUAGUACGGGAUGAUCUACUAAGCGGUGAUUUUGCCUCGAAUGUGAAACUAUUGCAAAACUUUCCACCGAUGGAUGUAGGCUUGAUAUUAAAUAAAGCUGUGGAUAUUUCUACAAGGUAAUAGUUCGGCAAUGUAAUACGUAUUGUCGUCCCUUACCAUUCUCUUUAACAAAACAGAGAGAGAAAUAUAAAACAGAAAUUGUGAAUACUCUAUAAUCAUUAUGAAUUUGAUUUUUAGCUCUAUUUUGCAUGUGCUGUUUGUAUUUUUUAUCAUAUUAAAAAAUAAAGACAAUUUUUAUAUUGUUUAAUUAAAAGUAAAUUAAUACUUAUCGUGAAUAUUGCUUGAUAAAUAAUGUAUUUAUUGAAUCUUUGUAUCGAAAUUUUAGUAACAUUCCACAUUUGUUUUUUAAUAUAUUACUGAAUCACUUUUCAAUACAAUAUUCACUAUCUACUAAUGUAUAAAACAAUUGAUGAAUUAAUCUUAUAACUAAAAGUAAUAUCUUGCAAAUUAAAAGUUAAUAAAUAUCUAAUAAAUAAAGGAUUAAUUGUAUUGCAAUUUCACUAUUUACUUAACCGUUAAGUUUCAUUUAUGAAGCAUCCGUACGUAUAUUAUGGAUCCUCGUCUUCGAAAAAAAUUCUAUAACGUUUACGGACAAUUUUGUGUGUAAAUGUAAUAAGAAUUGUAGAAGUGGAAAGGGACGGAUGCGUCUCAAACCUAUCGUGUCUCUCUGUCUUUUGUUCCGCGCUCUCGCUCGCACACUCGGCUCAGCGUCAAACAGAACGCGAUUGAGUUAUACUUUUACGUGCGUGCAAGCCUUCAUAUUUUUGUAACGUUAUCACGUCAAAAAUUUAGAUAAUAUCGUACAGAUGCUUCUAAUGAAAGCCUACAGUGAAUUUGCAUAUGUGUUUAUAGUUAUAAAAAUACAAAAUUAAGGUUUUCGCAUUCAAUAUCCUUAUAUUAAGAAUGACUUUUUCUUACAAAAUACCCGAUUUUUGAGAUGUAAUUUUUGAAAACCAUAACAGACUGUACGGGACUGAUUAUAGUAAUCUUUUAUACAAAUGUACAUGUUUUUAAUAAAUGUAUCUUGCAUAUCAAAUCUUGA
Molecule: messenger RNA, 2721 nt
Organism: Papilio polytes (common Mormon)
Lineage: Eukaryota; Metazoa; Arthropoda; Insecta; Lepidoptera; Papilionidae
Product: TBC1 domain family member 13
Exons: 10
Coding region: 594-1739 (381 amino acids)
Biological process (GO): intracellular protein transport; activation of GTPase activity
Molecular function (GO): GTPase activator activity
Source: RefSeq, a predicted model, not a curated record